Messenger RNA from Zymoseptoria tritici IPO323, 596 nucleotides. RefSeq lists its product as uncharacterized. The transcript has 2 exons. The record is from RefSeq and is a predicted model, not a curated record. Gene Ontology annotation, cellular component: catalytic step 2 spliceosome; precatalytic spliceosome; U2 snRNP. The coding region runs from base 65 to 391 and encodes 108 amino acids. NCBI's taxonomy places the organism in Eukaryota, Fungi, Ascomycota, Dothideomycetes, Mycosphaerellales, Mycosphaerellaceae. Gene Ontology annotation, biological process: mRNA splicing, via spliceosome.
AACUCGCGGCGACUUCAAAGAAAUUGUUCUCUGAUCCUCCCCCUCAGAGACUCAUACCGCCGCCAUGUCUCGCCAUCAUCCCGACCUCGUCAUGUGCCGCAAAACCGCCGGCGUCUCCAUCGGCCGCCUCUGCGACAAAUGCGACGGCAAAUGCCCCGUAUGCGACUCCUACGUGCGCCCCACGACCCUGGUCCGGAUCUGCGACGAAUGCGCCUUUGGCAACUACCAGAACAAAUGCGUCGUGUGCGGCGGCGAAGGAAUCUCGGACGCGUUCUACUGCUUUGAGUGUACGAGACUGGAGAAGGAUCGGGAUGGGUGUCCGAAGAUUAUCAAUCUGGGCAGUUCGAGGACGGAUCUGUUUUAUCAGAAGAAGAAUUUUAGGAAUCAAUGAGGUGGGAUGGGAUUGCGAGGAAUUUGGGACAAUUGCAAAAGUGGACUGGUCGAGAGGUGAUUUUUGAUCGCUCUGAGUGUCCGUGAUGGACAUGGAGGACACACACGCUGGGACAUGGCACGCGGAAAGUGCGUCCAGCAACGACACGGCUGGUUCAGACAAGCUCUUUGGCGCAUAUGAGGAGUCGCGCUGGCCAACGAGAGAU